AUGCUUCGGCUCGCGCUUUUCCUCUGCCUGCUUCAGGUUUUUUAUCAGGUUGCUGAUGCUGGGAUCAACAUCAAGGCCUCGCAGGUGGUUGUCGCCCCACGGCCGGCGGCGCGCAUAAUCUGGGUCCCGAACCCGAACUACAAGACGACCACGUGCAAGCCAUCGACGACGACGCCAAAGCCGACGACGACCACGACGACUCCGACGACGACGACAAACUCCGACGACCACCACCACAACAACUACGACAAGUACCACGAUUACGACGACUACAACGACUUCAACGACUACCACUACGACCACGACGACCACUACGACGACCACGACUACGACCACGACGACUACGACUACGACGACUACGAUAACGACGACAACGACGACAACGACGACAACGACUACCACUACGACCACUACGACCACUACGACCACUACGACCACUACGACGACUACGACCACGACGACGACUACUACUACCACCACCACCACGACGGUAAGUUUGUGCCCCAAACCACAGGUAUAUUGGGGACCACCCGCCGCGUGUUCUCCCCAAUUCCCGUUAACCCGACGGGCGUCCCAUCGCAAGCCUGCAGAUGUCUGAGUGUAGUGGAAAUAUCCCGAAAACGCCGUUCUGUCUCCGCACCGGCUCGCGAAAAACGCCAGUCAACCGGCAGCUGCUUCAACCCUGGGUCGUCCGCCAUCGGAUGCACGUCGAGCCAAGCACAGAUUAUGGUCUACUCGACUUUCUAUGAUGAGAACGGCGUCAACGUCUUCAACACGACGCGCUGCUCGAAGAAACCGUUCACCGACGCGGAGAUGCUGUUUUGCGGCCGCCCGUAUGGCCCGGACGCCUAUUAUCAAACACCGGAUAAGCUGCACAACAUCGUCAAGCAGUCCUGCCAAUUCCUGUACAGCGCCGGCUGCCCC
Molecule: messenger RNA, 924 nt
Organism: Mesorhabditis spiculigera
Lineage: Eukaryota; Metazoa; Nematoda; Chromadorea; Rhabditida; Rhabditidae
Source: the annotation of a GenBank genome assembly